AAGCAGUUGACGACACUCCGGAACAAGGAGCCGGAAUUUUAUUGAAGAAACCACUUAUGCAGUGCAAAAGUUGUAUCGCAGUGGUAUGGAUUGCAUCACAUUCACAACUUUAAGUAUCUCAUAUUAUUUUGCUAAGAGAUGGCGAUGAGACACUUGUCUCGACGCAAGCCUGCAAUUCAUACGAGUGCGAUGCUUUUGCACUGGAUACUCUCAAUUUAGUCCAUUGAUAUUCUUGAAGCGUAGUCUCAUUUUUUCACACACAGCGCAGCAUCUCAAUUCUUGUGGGUGUCACUUCCCACUUUUUGCCUCCCACUUGUUGCCUUAACAAAGAAGAACAAAUAACAAUAUACCUUUUAGCGAAUCUAGCGACAAUUAGAAUUAUACUUUUUAGUUUACGUUAUUCUCACCACUGUAGCUGCUUGCGGGUGGGUCUGCGUGCUCCUGCUGGUGCAGAUACUUAUCUGCCACUGCAUCUUCAAGCAGCCGCGGCCCCAGUAUUUUUUACAGAGACUGUUCCUCGACGAUAAGAAUGCAGGAACCCCUUGCAGUUCUCUCCUAUGAUCUCUAGGAGCAGGCAUCGCAACGGACUUCAAUCAGACAGCAGCUGACAAUGUAAAAAUGAAAAUCCAAAUCAACAAGAUAUAUACUUGUGUUUUUGUAUGAUUUGAUUUUGACGCAACAUCAAAUUUAAAUUUUGGAGAACACCCCCACGGGGUGGUAGUACAACCAAGCAAAGGAUACUAUGGAACUUGUACUUCUCACGGAGAGUCCGAGUAGUGGUCAAGUAGAAGUACACUCGUCACAACAUCAGCUUUAUCGAACAAAAAUCGACCUACGAUUGUAUGCACAGUAGAUCACCUCUUCCGGCGGGCGAAAAAAAGUAUGACGUUAGGAUGGAAAUGGGUGGGAUUAUCGCAACAAGGGAAUUAAGUAUGAUUAACGAAUGUGCCUCCCUGUUUGAAAAAAAAAGUGUUACCGCUGUAGCGCUAUCUGUGCAGCAGACGUGAAUGGCAGAAAUAGUGGUAUCACGGUAGGGCACUGGAACAAGAAAAGGCCGCGGUGAAGAAGUUGAGGUGAGGAAUCCAGCAGGGCUUCUAAAGAACAUCGAGGUAGACCAAAUUCUUAUAUCCAGGUAUCACGACUAAGUACGCGUAUGAAGAAGCUGUGCUGAAGGUUAGUGCUUCAUUCUAAAAGAUCGGGAUAUAAUUAAAUACAAGUGUCAUCGGAGUCGGACAGUAACGGUAUGUUAAUGUUGUUUACGCAGUACUGUUUUGUCUCGCCCUCGUCGCCUGCAGUUUUGCAAGUAGCCGGGGGCAGAUGAGAUGAUCGCAGAUGCUAGUAUGAAGAGCGACAGCAUUAUAAUAUUUGUUCCGAGCUGGAGCUGCACUUCUAGGUCGCCUAGCGGACUAUCAACGAAUAUAAUUACGAGCAACAUUCCAAGGGCUAGGACCGGCCGCACGCAUUAUAAUCGAUGCGAUUCAUUUUUCGAUAAGGCUAAGAGCACGACGGGAAAUGAUCCUUUGAGUAUUACGAAGGUUGUAACUACUAGGCUUUCUGUUUCGCGGCGUUUCGAAUUACAGAAUAAUUUUCAUUUCGCCAGUUGCUUGUAUGAUGCGAUGCCAGUCGUGCCGUUUGUUACUAGGACGCAGAAUAGCAAAUAA
Messenger RNA from Amoebophrya sp. A120, 1661 nucleotides. Lineage: Eukaryota; Dinophyceae; Syndiniales; Amoebophryaceae. The record is from the annotation of a GenBank genome assembly.